This is a messenger RNA of Cynoglossus semilaevis (tongue sole), 2181 nucleotides long. RefSeq names its product alkaline phosphatase, biomineralization associated (gene alpl). The record is from RefSeq and is a predicted model, not a curated record. Lineage: Eukaryota; Metazoa; Chordata; Actinopteri; Pleuronectiformes; Cynoglossidae. Gene Ontology annotation, cellular component: plasma membrane. Gene Ontology annotation, molecular function: alkaline phosphatase activity. Gene Ontology annotation, biological process: dephosphorylation. The coding region runs from base 273 to 1856 and encodes 527 amino acids. The transcript is spliced from 12 exons.
UUCCCUUGGAGAGGAUACAGCCCGCUAUUCUGCCUCAUCCGGAGGAGGACGCAGUGUGAAACAGUCGUGGCUUUAUAAAAGAGCCCGUGAGAUCUGCGGAGACACAGUCAAUGAGGGAGAAGUGGAUGAAGUGGCGACCGCACAUUCGGGUGUAAAUAACUUCCAGUGGGAGAAAAAAGCAACAAAAAGUCUUUGACUCACUGGCUCAAUCUGUGCAAAGUUACAGUUGUGUGAAGGAGAAUCACGUCGUGAACCACAGACACCAUCGGACCAUGAAGGUGACGGCGCUGCUCCUCGUGUGUUCCUGUCUGAUCCUGGAGUCUCUGGAGAAGCCACUGUUCCCCGAGCAAGAAAAAGACCCCAAAUUUUGGAAUUCAUGGGCCCAGCAGACUCUGAUAAACGCCGUGACUCUGCAAACCUUAAAUGUCAACAGAGCAAAGAAUCUAAUCUUCUUUCUGGGAGAUGGAAUGGGCGUUCCCACGGUGACAGCUGCUCGAAUACUGAAGGGACAGCGGAAUGGACAGAGUGGUGAAGAGACACAGCUGGAGAUGGAAAAAUUCCCUUUUGUUUCAUUGGCAAAGACGUACAACACUGAUGCACAGGUGGCGGACAGUGCAGGAACAGCCACAGCAUUCCUCUGUGGAGUCAAAGCCAAUGCAGGCACGGUGGGCGUGAGCGCAGCUGCUGUGCGAGCCCAGUGUAACACCACACGGGGCAACGAGGUCAAGUCCAUCCUCAAGUGGGCCAAGGAUGCAGGAAAGUCUGUGGGAAUUGUGACCACCACACGCGUCAACCACGCCACCCCCAGUGCUGCGUAUGCUCACUCUGUGGACAGAGAAUGGUACUCUGACCACGAGAUGCCGGAGGAUGCCGUCCAGGCUGGCUGCAAGGACAUCGCCAGACAACUAUUCGAAAACAUUCCCGACAUUGACGUGAUUAUGGGCGGAGGGAGGAAGUACAUGUUUCCCAAAAACACUUCUGAUGUCGAGUAUCCUAAUGUCGCAAAAUACUUUGGCACACGCAAAGAUGGCAGAAACCUGGUUCAGGAGUGGAUUGAUGGAAAGAAGGAUAAAAAAGCUCACUAUGUCUGGAACAAGAGGCAGCUUUUAUCUCUGAAUCCUAACAACGUUCAAUACCUACUGGGUCUGUUUGAACCUGCGGAUCUGCCGUAUGACCUUGAGAGGAACACUGAGUCUGAUCCCUCACUGACAGAGAUGGUGGAGGUGGCCAUCAAGAUCCUAGGCAAGAACCCCCUUGGAUUUUACUUGCUGGUUGAAGGUGGACGCAUCGACCACGGACACCACGAUGGUAAAGCAAAGCAAGCUCUGCAUGAAGCUGUGGAAAUGGACAGAGCCAUCGGCAAGGCAGAUCUGAUGACCAGCGUCCACGACACGAUGACUGUAGUCACAGCUGACCACUCCCAUAUGUUCAACUUUGGAGGAUACACAGACAGAGGAAACACCAUAUUUGGUCUGGCCCCCAUGCUGAGUGAUGUGGAUCAGAUGUCGUUCACUUCCAUCUUGUAUGGAAACGGACCAGGUUACAAAGUUGUGAGAGGAAGCAGGGAGAAUGUGUCUACAGUUGACUACAUGGAUAACAACUACCAGGCUCAGUCUGCUGUACCUCUAGCUAUGGAGACUCACGGAGGAGAAGACGUCGCCGUGUUUGCAAAAGGCCCCAUGGCUCAUCUCCUUCAUGGAGUCCAUGAGCAGAACUACAUCCCUCAUGUCAUGGCGUACGCUGCCUGCAUUGGCCAGAAUAAGGAUCACUGUAUGUUAGGUAAUGGGGCUGAAAACGUACGUCCCCUUAUUGCCAGUGUCGUAGUUCUUUUCACAGUUUCCCAACUCCUCUGCUGACUUGGUCUCCACAGUGUUUAUGAUGUUCUCAGAAGGACGUCUCAAAGCCUGCACUAGUGAUUCUGAAGGCUUUAGGGGCAGAGUUGAGUUGAGACCGGGCAACACAUGAGGCUGAAAUAUGAUUGGAUAAAAAACUUAACCAAGAGAAAAGCCAGGAGUGAGGAUGAAUAAAUAGAACAGUGAUAAAUAUAUUGAAAAAUAAGUCACUGAUGUUUAGGCCAGCAGAGAAGACCUUGCUGGCCCUGGUGGUCCAACACUGCUUGUUAAUAACUACAUUGGUACUGUUUUGUCUUAGAGUCAAUAAAAAUGUUUUCUCCAAGCCGCA